Messenger RNA from Drosophila ficusphila, 6252 nucleotides. It is a transcript of the gene sima, whose product is annotated as protein similar. The record is from RefSeq and is a predicted model, not a curated record. Lineage: Eukaryota; Metazoa; Arthropoda; Insecta; Diptera; Drosophilidae. Gene Ontology annotation, biological process: cellular response to hypoxia; regulation of transcription by RNA polymerase II. Gene Ontology annotation, molecular function: RNA polymerase II transcription regulatory region sequence-specific DNA binding; protein dimerization activity; DNA-binding transcription factor activity, RNA polymerase II-specific. The coding region runs from base 663 to 5249 and encodes 1528 amino acids. The transcript has 12 exons.
UUUUCGCCAGCCUGCUGCCACACUGUUUACGAAAAAGCGAGCAAAGAAAACAAAAAAUAAAAGCGUAUUAAGAUUUCGUGUCGAAAAAUGCUGUAGGCGCAGUGUAAAAUGCAUAUACUGCAGAUAAAUCGCGUUUGUGAGAUGCUACAACGCGAGUUCAAUAUCAAAUCGGUGCAAAACUUCAAAGUGCAAUAAGCAUAUUCUCCAAUUAUCGAAUAUACCAAAGUGCAAUUGGCCAGUUGAGACUACAACCACAAUAACAACAACAGUGAAAUAAUAAUAUAACCUUGUGGCAGUUGUUUUUUUUGAUAAUAAAUCAAAAAUAUAGAAAAGCAAUCAAGGUAAAAGGAGUAAAAGUUGUUAAAUAAUAGCAGUUUAUUUGGAAAACACAGUGCUCGAGUGUGGGUGUGUGUGUGUGCGUAGUGCCAACAAUACAAACGCAACAACCAAUACAAGCGCACACAGCUAGUUUUUGUCGAAACAACGAAAGUAGCAGCGAUAAAUAUAACAAAACAACAACAACGAAGAGUCUCAAAAAGUGCUGGAAAAACUCGCGAUAAGAAAAACGCUAGUGAAAAACAACAUAAUAGAGGAAAUUAAAUAGAAUCCUCCACAUCGACAGAAAUUUUGAAUGCUGUUGCGUUUUGAAAUCCAUACACAAAAUGGUUUCGUUAAUUGAUACAAUCAAAGCAGCAGCCGAAAAACAGAAGCAAACCGAGUCCGUGGCUUCUAACUCCUCCUCUUCGAUUUCCUCCUCCCCACCGUCUUCGUCCUCUGGCUCCCCAUCUUCUGCCGCCCCCAAAUCCAAUCUCACGGCCAGCGGAAAACCAAAGGAGAAGCGAAGGAACAAUGAAAAGCGCAAGGAGAAGUCUCGCGAUGCGGCAAGAUGUCGUCGCUCCAAGGAGACGGAGAUUUUCAUGGAGCUCUCGUCGGCUUUGCCACUAAAAACCGACGAUGUCAAUCAACUGGACAAGGCCUCCGUGAUGAGAAUCACCAUUGCCUUUCUCAAGAUUCGUGAGAUGCUGCAGUUCGUUCCCAGUUUGCGCGACUGCAAUGAUGCCAUUAAGAAGGACAUCGAUGCGUUGGUCGAUCAGCAGGAAAUGAAGCCCAAGCUGGAGAUGGGCAGCGAGGACUGGCUCGAGGGAGCCGAUGCCAGAGAGCUCUUAAAGCAGACCAUGGAUGGGUUCCUACUCGUCCUGUCCCACGAAGGCGACAUUACCUAUGUAUCCGAAAACGUGGUCGAGCAUCUGGGCAUCACCAAGAUUGACACGCUGGGCCAGCAGAUCUGGGAGUACUCGCACCAGUGCGACCACGCAGAGAUCAAGGAGGCGCUCAGCCUGAAGCGCGAAAUCGCCGCGAAGGUCAAGGACGAACCGCAUCAGGACUCCGGCGUGAGCACCCAUCACAGGGACUUGUUUGUGCGCUUAAAGUGCACCUUGACCAGUCGCGGACGCAGCAUUAACAUCAAGAGUGCCUCCUACAAGGUCAUUCACAUCACCGGUCACUUGGUGGUCAAUGCCAAGGGCGAGCGCCUGCUGAUGGCCAUUGGCCGACCCAUUCCGCAUCCCUCGAACAUUGAGAUACCUCUGGGAACCAGCACCUUCCUUACCAAGCACUCCCUGGACAUGCGUUUCACCUACGUGGACGACAAGAUGCGUGACUUAUUGGGAUACUCGCCCAAGGACUUACUUGAUACUUCUCUAUUUGUCUGCCAUCAUGGAGCCGAUUCCGAACGCCUGAUGGCCACCUUCAAGAGCGUGCUCAGCAAGGGACAGGGCGAGACUAGUCGCUACCGAUUUCUGGGAAAGUAUGGCGGCUACUGCUGGAUCCUCAGCCAGGCCACGAUCGUCUACGACAAACUAAAGCCACAGAGUGUCGUGUGCGUUAACUACGUCAUAAGUAAUCUUGAGAACAAACAUGAGAUAUACUCACUCGCUCAACAAACGGCGGCAAGUGAGCAAAAGGAACACCAACCAGCUGAAACCGAAACCGAGCGGCCAGAAAAAGCAGCAACUCCCGAGGUCGUCCUUCAGGAACCCAACAAGGAAACCGGAAACAAAUCAACCCCAAUAGAGGUUGAAGGCCGAGAGCAGCCAAUCGAGAGCAAGGAAUCAGAAAAGACCAUCGAGGAGAAACCUCUAGAACCACCAGCCAUCAAAUCAGCUGAGAGAAACCCACCAGCGACCGCCACCACUGCGGCCGAUCAGAUAAAGCAGAUCCCCGAGAGCAAUCCCCUGAAGCAGAUCCUCCAAGCGGAGCUGCUGAUCAAGCGGGAGAAGUACUCCCCCGGACCGCGCACCAUCACCGCCCAGCUGUUCAGCGGCAGCAGCUGCAACAGCGGCAAGAUCGGCAACAUCGGCGGCCUGCGCCACGAGGAGAAGCGCCCCAAGUCGGUGACCGCCUCGGUCUUCCGCCCGAGCCCCGCUCCACCGCUGACCCCACCGCCGGCGGUCCUCUGCAAGAAGGCAGCGCUCAGCGUGGAGCCCCAGCUGCCGCCCACCACCACCGCCACGGCCGCCAUAAUCUCGUCGAGCAACCAGCAGCUGCAGAUCCCCCAGCCGAACCAACUGCAGAAUCCACAACCGGCUCAAGAUAUGAAUAAGGGAUUCUGCUCGCUCUUCGCCGACGAUGGACGAGGUUUGACAAUGCUUAAGGAGGAACCCGACGACCUGUCCCACCACCUGGCCUCCACCAACUGCAUCCAGCUGGACGAGAUGACGCCCUUCAGCGACAUGCUGGUCGGCCUCAUGGGCUCCUGCCUGCUGCCCGAGGACAUCAACUCCCUGGACUCGACCACCUGCUCCACGACGGCCAGUGGCCAGCACUACCAGAGCCCCAGCAGCAGCAGCAACUCGGCCACCAGCAGCAACACCAACACCAGCAACAGCAGCAGCAGCAACAGCUACGCCAACAGUCCGCUCAGCCCGCUCACUCCCACUCCCGCGGCCAGUAAUCCCAGUCACCAGCAACAGCAGCAGCAACAACAGCAGCAGCAGCAGCAACAGCAUAGCCAGCAGCAGCAACACCAUCCCCAGCACCACGACAACAGCAACAGCAGCAGCAACAUCGAUCCGCUGUUCAACUACCGCGAGGAGUCGAACGACACGAGGUGCUCGCAGCACCUGCACUCGCCCAGCAUCACCUUGAAGAGCCCUGAGGACAGCAGCCUGCCUUCGCUGUGCAGCCCCAAUUCGCUGACCCAGGAGGACGAGUUCUCCUUCGAGGACUUCGCCAUGCGAGCUCCCUACAUCCCGAUCGACGACGACAUGCCCCUGCUGACGGAGACGGACCUCAUGUGGUGCCCGCCGGAGGAUCUGCAGACCAUGGUGCCCAAGGAGAUCGACGCGAUGCAGCAGCAGUUGCAGCAGCUGCAGCAGCAGCACCACCAGCAGUUCGCCUCCAGCACUGGCUACCAGCAGCAGCAGCAGCAGCAGUCGGGCGGUGUCCACCAGCAGCAGCAUUUCUCCAACUCCCUCUGCUCGUCGCCCGCGUCGACGGUCUCGUCGCUCUCGCCAUCGCCGGUGCAGCAGCAACAGCAACAGCAGCAGCAGCAGGCGGCGGUCUUCACCAGCGACUCCAGCGAACUGGCAGCUCUGCUGUGCGGAUCGGGAAACGGAACCCUCUCCAUCCUGGCCGGAAGUGGAGUGACCAUGGCGGAGGAGUGCAGCGAGCGGCUGCAGCAGCACCAGCAGCAAGCGCAGCAGGGUGGCAACGAGUUCAGGACCUUCCAGCAGCUGCAGCAGGAGCUGCAGUUGCAGGAGGAGCAGCAGCAACGCCAGCAGCAGCAGCAGCAACAGCAGCAGCAACAACAGCAGCAGCAGCAGCAGCAACAGCAGUUGCUGAGCCUCAGCAUCGAGUGCAAAAAGGAGAAGUACGACGUGCAGAUGGGAGCCAGCUUGUGUCAUUCCAUGGAGGAUGCAUUUGAGAACGACUACAGCAAGGACUCCGCAAAUCUGGAUUGCUGGGACCUGUUGCAGAUGCAGGUGGCCGACGCGGCUCCCGUGAGUCCCGCAGCCUCCUCGCCUUCCGCCUGCAAGGUGACGACCAUCCAGUUGCUGCAGCAACAGCAGCAACUGCAGCAGCAGCAGCAGCAGAACAUCAUCCUGAAUGCCGUGCCAUUGAUAACCAUUCAGAACAACAAGGGAUUAAUGCAGCAGCAGCAGCAGCAGCAGGAGCACCUGCAGCAGCCCGCCUUGAAGCUGCUGAACGGAUCCACCAUUGCGCCGGUGACCACCAAGGCCACAAUUCGGCUGGUGGAGAGCAAGCCGCCCACCGCGACGCAGCCGCGAGUGGCCAAGGUGAACCUCGUCCCGCAGCAGCAACAGCAACAGCAACAGCAGCAGCAACAGCAGCAUGGAAAUAAGCGGCAUUUGAACAGUGCGACAGGGGCAGGAAACCCCGUGGAGUCGAAGCGCCUGAAGAGCGGCACCCUCGGCACCCUGGACGUGCAGUCGCCGCAGCUGCUGCAGCAGCUGAUCGGCAAGGAUCCCGCCCAGCAGCAGAGCCAGGCGGCAAAGCGGGCGGCCAGCGAGCGGUGGUCGCAGGCGGCGGAGAGCAAGCAGCAGAAGCAGCAGCAGCAGCAGCAGUCGAACUCGGUGCUGAAGAACCUGCUGGUCAGCGGACGCGACGAUGGCGAAUCCGAAACCAUGAUAAUCGAUGAUGACAACUCCCUGGGACAGUCGAACCCCCUGGGCAAGUACGGAUUGCCUCUGCAUUGCCACACUUCCACGUCGGCGGUGCUGCGGGACUUCCACCACAAUCCGCUGAUCAGCGGCACCAACUUCCAGCUGUCUCCGGUCUUCGGAGGCUCAGACGCCGGAGGAGGUGAUGGCGACACUGGCUCGGUGGUCUCCCUAGAUGACUCCAUGCCGCCGGGUCUGACGGCCUGCGACACGGAUGCCUCGAGCGACAGCGGCAUCGAUGAGAACAGCCUGGUGGACGGGGCAUCGGGGUCACCUCGCAAGAGGGUGACCUCAGCGGCUGCUGCCAGCGAGCAGGCCGAGUCUGCCCCACCGCCCCUGGAUGCGGUGAUCCAGCAGACUGGUGAGGAGGAGCUCGAGGGAUGCGGAUCGGGAAGCAACGCCCCCAGCAGGAAGACCUCCAUUUCCUUCCUGGACAGCAGCAAUCCCCUGCUGCACACGCCGGCGAUGAUGGACCUGUGCAACGACGACUACAUCAUGGGCGAGGGCGGCUUCGAGUUCAGCGAGAACCAGCUGGAGCAGGUCCUGGGAUGGCCGGAGAUGGCCUAGGAUCCUCGUCCUUGCAUGCACUGCAUUUGAUGAGGGGCAUUUUCGGGCGGAUUUGAGGAAAACAUUGAAAUUAAACUGAGCAUCGAAGAGGAAGCUAACCAAAAGAUUGAUUUUGAGCCUUGCGUGAAAGUAGGUAGCCCCGCACAACCAACCAACGAACCAACCAACCACCCGACCGACGAGAACCUGACCCAUCCCAACCCGAACCAACACCUGACCCCUGACCUCCGACCCCAUGCUAACCGACACAUUUACAAACAGGAAGGGUAAUCACACUUGAAUAGUUUUGUAGCCAUGUUAACUGCCUAGAACAGAAGAAUAUACACGUAUGUAAUUUAGUCUUAAUGUUUUUCUAUAUGCAAUCUUUACACAACAAGAGGAUGAGGAGCAAAUUAGCAGAGGAGGAGAAGUACCAGUCGAAAAAUAACACUAAAAUUAUAAUUUUAUUAAGAGGAAAAAAUCUUGGAAAAUGUUCAUAGUUUUUUGCUAGAAGGCUCAAACAAGUUUUUUGGUGACGGUUGUAUUCUGUUUUAUAACUUUCAAGCAAAAAUGCUGUGACGAAAAAAAAGAGUUUUUGAACAUGUUUUACAAAAAUUAUUAAAAAAGAUAAAAAAAAAAACAAAAAAAAUAUGUAAAACUUAGCUUAAGUCUUUAAUUUCAAUGUUUUCAAAUGCUACAAUGAAAGUUUGUAGGAAUUUUAAUACUUUAACUUUAAUUAUGUGGUUUAAGUAAAUACCAAUUUGAUUCAGUUGAUCUUAAAUUCAGGCUAUACUUUGUGCAUUUCUAUAAAUUAACUUUGUGUCAAUCAGUUUCAAUAAUUUCUCGAUUUUUGUAUCCCUUGAUUAUGUAAAUUAGUUUUAAUUCUGUUUAAGGCGCAUCAUACAAAACAAACUGUUUGCUUGCUUAAUCCAAAUUCAAUCAAUGUUCAGUGUUUUUAAACUUGUUUUAAUAUUAAUUGGCAAAUAAAUAUAGAAUUCAUUUCGAUGAAAGUUGCAUGCAGAAA